Messenger RNA from Poecilia reticulata (guppy), 1269 nucleotides. Its product is annotated as perilipin-2-like. The record is from RefSeq and is a predicted model, not a curated record. Lineage: Eukaryota; Metazoa; Chordata; Actinopteri; Cyprinodontiformes; Poeciliidae. Gene Ontology annotation, biological process: positive regulation of triglyceride storage; lipid storage. Gene Ontology annotation, cellular component: cytosol; lipid droplet.
CAGAAAGCUAUUUGAGUUGGGGCCUUGACGUCAGCAGCAUUUCUGAACAAUGAGCUUUUUAUUUCUUUGAACCGUUUCCCAAGCAGGUAAAGUGUUCAUAGAAAGAUUCGGUUUACGUGAUAACUACAUUUUUUGGUGUUCGAAAAGUGCGAGGGAAAAAAAAUGCCGGUGAACAAUAACAACCAGAAAGUAGUACCGAAUGCAGCUGCCCGGCUAAUCAAGCUACCCCUGGUUCGCUCAGCCUGUGCCACCCUGUCUGUCCUGUACAAGGAUGCUAAAAGCAGCAACCCCGGUCUGAGAUCCCUGUGCGAGGCGCUGGAGAGCGGUGUGAUCGCCCUGAGCACCGCGGCCUGUACCAGAGCCUCGCCGGUCAUUGUUAAACUGGAGCCACAGAUCUCCAUUGCAAAUGAUUUUGCCUGCAAGGGCCUUGACUGGCUGGAGACUUCAUUCCCUGUUCUUCUGUCCCCACCAGAUGAGGUUGUUGCUGCUGCCAAGAGCAAGGUAAACGGGAUUAGAGAUGUGGUGGGCAUUGCAGCCAGUGGGACAGUUGUGACAGUGCAACACACCGUCACCUGGGUGAUCAGCAGACUGCAUCAGGUAGACGGCAUUGAGAGCCAGUCAAUGGUGGAGCGAGCCAUCAGCAUGGCCAGUAUGGGAUUGGACUCGGCUCUGACUGUGUCAGAGGCUUUGGUGGACCAGGUGCUCCCACCGCCAGAAGAGGGGAGAAUAGAAGAAGAAACCCAUUUGGUGGAGGGUUUUGAAGCUUCUGUCCGCUCAGGAAGUUAUUCUGUGCGCAUGAUGAAACUCACUGCUAAAGUGUGUUGGAGGACCUACCACAUGGUUGGCUCAAAAAUCCACUUUGUUCAGAUCACGGAGAGUUUAUCCAGACCCACCAUUCUGGUUCAGGACCUUCAGACGAGCUGUCAGACUCUGGUGUGGAGCCUCCAGGGGAUACCCCAAUACUUUCAGCAUCGGGCAGUUUCUGUGUUUCUCAUCUUCAGCCAGAUGUGUAACCUCAGCAGUCCAUCAUCCCGUCAGGAACAGACUCGACGCAGAAGUCGCUUCAGAGCUGCUGAAGGUUCACCACUCUCCAAGGAACUGGCCCGCUCACAGAGUACACCAGCUUUACGAAUGAGGCCCACCAAGACAUCUGUGCUUGAGAAUGGCUGUGUUGUGAAAGGAUGUGUUCGUCGUUAGUUUUGACUUUUUGAUUCUGGAUUUAAACAAUAUAACAAUGUAUUAAAAGAUUUGAAGCUUCACGAAACUUGA